Molecule: messenger RNA, 1061 nt
Organism: Xylona heveae TC161
Lineage: Eukaryota; Fungi; Ascomycota; Xylonomycetes; Xylonales; Xylonaceae
Exons: 2
Coding region: 246-596 (116 amino acids)
Source: RefSeq, a predicted model, not a curated record
UGUACUUUGGAGCACCUCGUUCUACUGUCCAUGAAGUCACAACACUCCAGCACAGCUUAUUUUAUUUCUGCUGUCAUCAUGGCCUCUUAUAAAAGGAGAAUAAGAAGGAGUCUUCACUGCUCCCGGUAGCACGCACCUUUCAAAUCCUCAAGAAACCCUUCUCAGAGAAGUUUAUCUACUCUACUAGACGAUCCACCCUUCAAAAUAUCCUCUCACACUAAGACUGUCAGGCAUUGAUACAUAUCAUGUCGUCUAUCUCGAAGUCUGCCUUCAAGAAAUUCCUGGACCAGAUGCCAUUCGGCAAAGUCGUUCAGAAGACUAAAAACGCUCACCGAGGCCAGCGACUUUGGCCUUCUCAAACAUCGAAAAACGAUAAAAAGUACAAUUUCCGGGCGGAUAAGGGAUCGAAACUUCCGGACGGACGGCAGGAGAUAAUCAUCCAGGCAAACAAGAAUGCUGACGACAAAGGUGUUCGGGAAAGUGCACAGAAGGACAGUCAUAGGAUUGUGGCAAAAGUUGCUGUCGAUCCUGUCAAGGACCCGCAGGGGGAUAGUAUCAAUGAAGAUGCAUUGAAUUCUUUUGAAGAAAACAACUAGUAUUCGGGUAUAUGAAAGAAUUUGCUGAGAUUUCUAAGGGCUUCUCUCCUGGGCUGUGUAGCGAUAAGUCUAGUUAAAGCAACAUAUCCCAAAUCCAACAUACAACCCGACCCAAUAUCAAACUUGGAGUGUUCCUGAUAGGAUUCGAUUCUUUAAUGUAAACUUAUAAAUGCUCACAUAUCCACUCUUCCUCUCCCAGUUCUUUUGCAGAGCUACGCUUGCCCGGCUCCCAUUGCAACAUUUUCCGUAUUAGUGAUAAAAAUUUCACUCUGUCGUGUCCCUCAAGAGAAGUUUCCCUAUCCUCGAGCGGAGUGCGUUCCGGUAAUGGAAUAUUAGCGCAGAAGGCACCUAGAGAAUCAGGCAUAGUUAGUGGAUACAAUUGUUCCCCAGAUAAUACAAGAAGCUUGACUUGCCCUCAUCCGAAAAGAAUUUGUGGCUUUGCCUCCCUUGGGCAAGAAGCGUAGG